ACCAUUGCCUUAUAGGUCGGAAGCUCUUAUUAUUACUUGUCGCUGCCACCCUAUUACUGCAACAUAGUACUACAGCUUAUGGGUCCGAAUCCUCUGGGAACAUCCCCAUGACACGGCUUGGCUGCCCAGGCAAAUGUGGCAACGUCAGCAUCCCCUACCCGUUUGGCAUCGGAAAAGGUUGCUUCCAAGAACCCUUCAAUGUCACGUGCAAUGAAGGCGAGGCGCAUCUAGCCUCAACUGGAGUUAGGGUACUGGACAUCAAUCUUAACCUGGGUGAGAUCCGUGUUCUGAACCCACACAUCGCAUGGCAAUGCAAUUACGCCAAUGGCACCAAUAGCAGCGGUUUGGAUGGCUUAAGGCUUGAUCCUUUUCAUAAGUUUUCCGACACCAAGAACAAGUUGAUUUCAAUUGGGUGUGAUACGCUUGGAUUCGUCGUGGGAUCCGGCAUGGGCAAGAACCAGCUUGACUACUACGCUGUCCACACAUGCUAUUCAUACUGCACUGACGCAAGUAGCGUUGAUGAUAGCAAUGAGUGUUCUGGACUGGGUUGCUGCCAGACAACGUUUCCAGGAAACAUCAGCUCCUUUAACACCACAACUGCAGCAUUACUAGACAACUCUACCAUCAAGUCUUUCAGCCCAUGCAGCUACUCAUUCGCUGUUGAGGAGGGCUGGUUCAAGUUUGAACCUUUGUUUGUUAGCUCUACAAAUUUUGCCAGUAAAUAUACAAAUGGGGUUCCUCUGGUGCUUGAUUGGGUUGUUGGCAAUGGAAGUUGUACGGAAGCCAGCAAGAUGGGACCACAGUAUGCCUGCCAAGCCAGGAAUAGUGAAUGUGUUAAUGUAUCCAAUGGCCCCGGUUACCGCUGCAACUGCUCUCAAGGUUAUGAGGGCAAUCCCUACCUACAAGGAGGGUGCCAAGACAUCAACGAGUGUGAAUCUCCAGAUCAGUCUUUGUAUCCUUGCAAAGGGAAUUGCAGAAACACCAUUGGAAGCUACUCCUGUUUAUGCUCAUCAGGAUUCAGAAGCGAUGAUCCAAAGACCAUACCAUGCGUUCGAGUUAACCCAAACAAAGCUCAGAACAUCGCCAUAGGCAUAUCCGUGAGCAUCGUCUUCCUCACGGUCUGUAUCUUUGCAAUACAUGCUGAGUAUCAGAAAAGGAAGCUGAAGAAAGAGAAGGAAAGAUUCUUCGAACAGAAUGGUGGUCAGAUAUUAUACCAUCAAAUUAUGUCAAAACAAGUUGAUACAUUGAGGAUAUUCACGCAAGAAGAACUGAAGAAGGCCACAAACAAUUUUGAUGAGAACAGAGAACUGGGAAGGGGCGGUCAUGGCACUGUCUACAAGGGCAUUCUCAAGGAUGACAGGGUAGUAGCUGUGAAACGCUCAAAGCUCAUGAACGUGGCCGAAACUGAUGAAUUCGUGCAGGAGAUUAUUAUACUUUCACAGACCAACCACCGGAAUGUUGUCAGGCUUCUAGGGUGCUGCUUGGAGGUGGAGGUCCCCAUACUGGUCUACGAAUACAUCUCGAACGGCACUCUCUUUGACUUUAUCCAUCAUAACAGCGCAUCUCCCUCACUGGAUACCCGUCUCAGGAUCGCUCAAGAAUCAGCAGAAGCACUGGCCUAUCUGCAUCUGUCGACAAACCACCCUAUAGUCCAUGGAGAUGUUAAGUCCAUGAACAUUCUCUUGGAUGACAGCUACAUGGCGAAAGUGACCGACUUUGGGGCGUCAAGGACGCUCCCCAAGGAUGAGGUUCAGUUCAUGACAUUGGUUCAAGGAACCCUGGGUUACCUGGACCCCGAGUACUUGCAGGAGCGGCAACUCACGGAGAAGAGCGACGUUUACAGCUUUGGGGUCGUGUUGCUGGAGCUGAUCACAGGGAAGACGGCGAUCUACCACGACGGCCCCAAGCAAGGCAAGAGCCUGGUGUCAUCCUUCCUGCUCGCCAUGAAGGAGGGGGACCUCGAGGGUAUCCUUGAUGCGAGCAUAAUGCACGCUGAGAUGGAGACGCUGCUGGAAGAAGUUGCAGAGCUGGGUAGGAUGUGCUUGGCUGCCAGUGGCGAAGAUAGGCCUUCCAUGACAGAGGUGGCUGAUCAGCUGAAGGCCCUGCGAAGCACGUGGAGGGAAAAACUGGUAAUGGAGCAUACCGCACUGGAGCCUUUGGUCGUGCACUUGUCAUCUGUAGCUUCGUUACCUUGGGACCUUCCAUUGUCGAGUAGCUUCUCAACGGUCCCGCAGAUGACUGGAAUAGGCAUGGAGACACCCAGAUGAUAGUUUUAUUGAGUUUUACACCAGACUUGGAGCUUUGAGUAGUACUACUAUCCAUGGUCGUCCUGUAUUUGUGGUACCAAGUGUUAAUAUAGAUGAUGGAAAAUGGUUAUCUCAAGAUUUAAGUCCUUGUUUCCGUGAUGUUUGUAUAGUUGCCAGGUUACGGAAAAUUUGACACUAUUUCAUAUUUGUGGUAGCUUACCAUCUUUCAUUCGUUGCUUUCAGCAAUUGCUUUGGAAUGAUUUUUUUUU
This is a messenger RNA of Lolium rigidum, 2515 nucleotides long. RefSeq names its product wall-associated receptor kinase 2-like. Lineage: Eukaryota; Viridiplantae; Streptophyta; Magnoliopsida; Poales; Poaceae. The record is from RefSeq and is a predicted model, not a curated record. Gene Ontology annotation, molecular function: calcium ion binding; protein serine/threonine kinase activity; polysaccharide binding. Gene Ontology annotation, biological process: protein phosphorylation; cell surface receptor signaling pathway. Bases 108 to 2267 code for a protein of 719 amino acids. Gene Ontology annotation, cellular component: plasma membrane. The transcript has 3 exons.